Cryphonectria parasitica EP155 is the source of this 8238-nucleotide messenger RNA. RefSeq lists its product as uncharacterized. Gene Ontology annotation, biological process: fatty acid biosynthetic process. Bases 1 to 8238 code for a protein of 2745 amino acids. The record is from RefSeq and is a predicted model, not a curated record. Lineage: Eukaryota; Fungi; Ascomycota; Sordariomycetes; Diaporthales; Cryphonectriaceae. The transcript has 6 exons. Gene Ontology annotation, molecular function: 3-oxoacyl-[acyl-carrier-protein] synthase activity; phosphopantetheine binding.
AUGUCAAGCAGCAGCACCUUACCCGAGUUGGAACCGCUCAACAAUGGCUCCUGCGAGUCGACAAUACUGGUAUUCGGACCACAUGUCGGCACGACCUUUACCAAGGAACAUAUAGAGAAGAUGAUCCGGCCUCUCGCACAAGGCCAACACAGAGAGUGGAUCCUUGAGGCGAUCGCCGGGUUACCAAGCUACUGGGACGCCUUGAUUGCAAAGAUCCCCCAAGUCGCCGAGGUGCUGCCUGAUGUCCCCAAGGGUCUCGCCGAUCUCGCCACCUGGUUCCGACAUGGGCCACCUGCAGCCGACAUUGGCGCCACCCUGCCGCGCCCCGUGCUGGGGCCGGUGGUGGUGCUGACGCAGCUUGCGCAGUACUGGCAGUACCUUGAGCUGACACACGAGGGAGAGCCCACGGCAGACGUACUGGCGAGCCGAGUGGCGUCCGGCACCGCCAACUUUGUGUCGCUGGGGUUCUGCGCCGGCUUGAUACCGACGGCCGCUGCAGCCAGCGCCCAUAACCGGCACGAGUUCGAAAAGUACGCAGCCGUAGCGAUGCGUGUAUCUGUAAUCAUCGGUGGGCUGGUCGACGCGCGUGAGGAGUGGGACAAGGCACUAGGCAAGGGCGGCUCCGUGUCGUUGGCAACGGCCUGGGUCGGUCCAGAGCAGGCCGAGGACGUGGUGCGCAUCACCGAGGGUCUGUCUCCAGAUGCCUACGUCGCAAUCAUCUACGAUGAGGCGCGAGCGACGUUGAAGACCACGGAGCAGACGGCCCCCCUCCUGCAGAAGCGGCUCCGCGCCGCCGGUAUCAUCGCCAUCGAGAUGGAUAUCGGAAGCCAUGUUCACAGCCCCCACCCCGACAUACAGAAAACCACCGAUGCACUCGUCGAACUCGCAAACUCGAUGCCUGGCCUGCAGUAUGCCGACCUGGACAAGCUCGCGCUUCCGACGUAUGAUAACCGCGGCAGGGGGAGACGCGUGUUAGCAGGCUAUCCUUAUGGCCUGACCGAAUUGGUGCUCCGUGAGAUAUUCGUCCAGCAGUGCCAGUGGUACGGGACCUUCUCUGCCGUCGUCUCCCAGCAGCCGACGCCGUUUGUAGUUAAUUUCGGCCCAGAGCGCUGCGCGCCACCGACAUGGAUGGGGAAGCUCGGGACUCGACAGGUGCAUUUUGAGGAUGUGCAAAAAAGGCUGCGAGGGCUGGUAGGGCUAAUACGACCACACUACCACCACCGCCAGCAGAAGCAGCAGCAGCAGCGGCAAGAUCACAUUGCUGUCAUUGGCAUGUCGGUAAAGACGGCCGGUGCCGACGACCUGGCCGAGUACGCCGAGAUGAUCAAGACAGGCCAGUCGCAGCACGUUGCCAUCACCCAGGACCGCAUGAUGUUCGACACGCUGUUCCGUGACGGGCCAGGCAGCGACCCCAAGCGCAAGUGGUACGGCUGCUUCGUCCGCGAUCCAGAUGCCUUUGACCACAAAUUCUUCAAGCGCAGCCCGCGCGAGGCCGCCGCCAUGGAUCCGCAGGGCCGUCAGGCCCUCGAGGCUGCCUAUCAGGCCAUUGAGCAGUCAGGAUACUUCCAAGAGCUGAUCCAUGAACACGGCCAGGGGAUGGGCCAGAGCAGCAGCGAAAAUAGACCGGGAACAAAACAUGUUGGCGUCUACGUGGGCUCGUGCGGCGUCGACUACGAUACCAACACGGCCGCCCACGAGCCAAGCGCCUUCACGGCGACCGGAGUGCUCAAGAGCUUCAUCGCCGGCAGAAUAUCGCAUUACUUUGGCUGGACGGGCCCUUCCAUGACUUUCGACACGGCGUGCUCGUCGUCCGCUGUCGCCAUCCACACGGCCUGUCGCAGCCUCCUGUCGGGCGAGUGCACGGCGGCCUUGGCUGGAGGUUCCCAAGGCGUGAACAACAUGACGUGGUUUCAAAACCUGGCUGCAGGAAGCUUCGUCAGUCCGACAGGCCAGUGCAAACCCUUUGAUACGAAUGCCGAUGGGUACUGUCGUGCCGAGGGUUACGGCUGGGUCUUUUUGAAGAAGCUCUCAGACGCGGUGCGCGACGGGAACCCCGUCCUGGCCAUCAUCCCCAGUACAGCCGUCCACCAGAACCAGAACUCGACUCCAUUGUUUGUACCCAACGCUCCAUCGCUCUCUACACUGUUCACAGACGUGUUGCGCACAGCACAUGUAGUACCGCGCGACGUUUCACUAGUCGAAGCCCACGGCACGGGCACACCAGUCGGGGACCCAGCCGAGUACGAAAGCAUUCGGAGGGUUCUCGGGGGCCCGACAUCUGGCCGGCACAAGAAGCUGCCGAUCGGAUCGGUCAAGGGCCACAUAGGCCACACUGAAGGUGCGUCAGGUGUCCUUGCGCUCAUCAAGGUCAUCAUGAUGAUGCGGGGCGCCUUUGUCCCGCCCCAGGCCAGCUUCAACAAAAUGAACGACCGCAUCGACGUACGGCCCGACGACAUGAUGGAGGUCGUCACGAGGCUGCGGGCCUGGGAGGAAGAGUACAAGAUUGCCCUACUCAACAACUACGGCGCGUCCGGGUCCAAUGCGAGCCUGAUCGUCGCGCAGCCUCCCAGGUCAUUGGCCUUGAGCCGCAACGUGGCCACCGGAAGUUCUUCGUAUCCUUUCUGGAUCACAGGACUCGAUGCCCGAGCAGUUUCUGCGUACAGUGCCAAGAUGGCUUCGUACUGCCGCUCAUUGCUCAAAGACUCCAACACGCUUGCCGAUCUCUCGUUCGCCGUAAACCGGCAGUCCAACCGUGGCCUGGCCCAGGGCCUCGUGUUCAGCUGCCGGUCCAUGGCCGAGCUGGAGGAGAAACUGGGGCAGGCGGCGUCGGCAGGUUCUGACAAGGACGCGGCUGCACGGGUUGGAUCCACGUCUGUCAAGACCGAGCGGCCCGUGGUGCUCUGCUUUGGCGGCCAGGUUUCCCUGUUCGUUGGCCUCGACCGCAAGCUGUAUGACGAUGUGGCCAUUCUCCGCCGGCAUCUCGACAGCUGCGACGCCGUCGUGACGUCUCUGGGCCUGGAGAGCAUUUAUCCCGACAUCUUCUCACAACAGCCGGCCCGAGACACAGUCAAGCUGCAGACCAUGUUGUUUGCCAUGCAGUACGCAUGUGCCAAGGCUUGGAUGGACUGUGGUCUCGAGAACAAGACUGCCGCCGUCGUGGGCCACAGCUUUGGGGAGAUCACGGCACUGUGUGUCGCUGGCGCCCUGAGCCUCCAGGACACGGUCAAGCUUGUGGUGGCGAGAGCCAAGCUUGUACGUGAUGUCUGGGGUGCCGAUCCCGGCGCCAUGGUGGCAGUGGAGUCGGAUGAAGCCUUGGUUCGAGAGCUCUUGCAGGAUGCAAACAGUGCUCAGGGCUCGGACAGCUCGGCCAGCAUAGCGUGCUACAACGGCCCGCGCAGCUUCACACUGGCUGGCUCGACGGCUGCUGUGGAGGCCGUUGAGAAAGCUCUCGCUUCGUUCGGCAAGUUCUCGGCCGUCAAGAGCAAGCGUCUCAGCGUGACCAAUGCCUUCCACUCGGCGCUCGUCGAGAAGCUGGUCGAUGAUCUGGGUCAUGUUGGAAAGGGCCUCACUUUCCACAAGCCAGUCAUCUCGGUUGAACGCUCUACAGAACAAGGCAACGACACGCUGGACUGGACGUUUGUCCCCAGGCACAUGCGCGAGCCCGUCUUCUUCGACCACGCCGUGCAGCGGCUCGCCAAGAGACACCCCCAAGCUAUAUUCCUCGAGGCCGGCUCCAACUCCACCAUCACCGUCAUGGCGGCCCGAGCUCUUGCCCAGAGCAAAGCUGCCACUCCAGACCAUCAUUUCCAAGCCGUGUCCAUCACGAACAUCAACGCUGGCUUCGACAGCCUGACAGAUGCCACCGUCGCCCUCUGGAACCAGGGUCUGCGCGUGUCGUUUUGGGCCCACCACCCGCAACAAACGCUCGAGUACGCACCCUUACUCCUGCCACCGUACCAGUUCGACAAGUCACCGGCCUCUCGUCACUGGCUGCCGGUCAAGUCUCCGCUCGAGGCAGUAGAAAAGGCCGCCGAGGCGCUCCUGGAACAGCGAGGUGGUGUGUCCGGGCAUCGCCAAGCCCAAGGUCCCGAGGCAAAGCCACUGUCCCUGUGGGACUUUGUCGGAUACCAAGACAAGGAUCGGAAAAAGGCCCGGUUCCGCAUUAACACGGGAUCGGACAAGUACCAGAGCUUCUUCACAGGCCAUCUCAUCGCCCAGACGGCACCCAUCUGCCCCGGCACCCUCGAGUGCGACAUUGCCAUCGAGGCCCUGUUCAGCCUGCACCCGGACUGGGCUGAGCAGGGCAUGCUGCCCGUUAUGCGUGACUUGGUCAACGAAGCUCCCAUCUGUGCCGAUCCGUCUCGGAUCGUCUAUAUUGAACUAUGUGCCCUUGACAAGAAGUCUAUGCAAUGGGGAGUGCGUAUCUUCAGUGUUGAGGCGGACACAGUAGUUGAGCAGCCCCAGACCCACGCUGAGGCGCGCGUGGACAUGCGGUCACCUACCGAUGCCGCCUACGUGCAGGAGUAUGCUCACUUCGAGCGCCUUGCCAGCCACGCGCGGUGCCAGGAACUCCUUAAACUCAGCCUUGACGAGGAUGGCGUAGAGAGCCUGCAAGGCCGCCAGGUAUACCGCGCCUUUGAGCCCGUCGUCGACUACAGCGAGCUCUAUCGCGGCGUUCGCUACGUCGUUGGCCGCGGGGGAGAGUGUGCCGGACGUGUACAGCUGGAUAGGCGCCAUCGGCAAGUCGAUACAUGGCUCGACACGCCGCUGAGCGACUCUUUCAGCCAGGUGGGCGGCCUGUGGGUGAACGUCAUGACGGACUGCCCCCCCGAGGACAUGUACAUCGCCACCGGCUGCCAGUUCUCCAUGCGCUCGCCCAGACACAAGAUCGCCGACCGUGUCAAAACGGACGUGUGGCAUGUGUAUGCGCGCCACCUACGCCAGAAUGAAGCGGCCUACACGACGGACGUGUUCGUGUUUGAUGCUGCCACAGGGCAGCUCGUUGAGGUCAUGUUGGGCAUCGCAUAUCAGCGAGUAGCCAAGGUGUCGAUGAGCAAGAUGCUGGCUCGCAUGACCAAGGAUCAGUCGGUGUUGCGCAAUCAUAAAGCCCCAUCCGCAGCACCUCCGACCGCUGCUGCUUCUUCUCCUGCUGCAACAAUUGGCGCAAGUGCAGCAGAUGCCAUACCCAGGCCUGACCCGAAAACAAGCAAGAAGAAGAUGAAGGGUUCAGCCAAAGCAAAGAAGAACAAGACAACCUCUUCUGCUUCGGCUUCAGGCAGACGGGACAUCACUGACGAAGUGCGUAACCUCGUGUCUGAGCUUUCGGGCAUUGAUGUUGAAGACAUGACUCUAGACGCAGAAAUGGCCGACUUCGGUAUCGACUCACUGAUGGGCAUGGAGCUUGGGCGCGAGGUCGAGAGGGCCUUCAAGUGCACGCUGGACCAGGCUGAACAGAUGGAAGCAAUUACCCUGCGCCUGUUUAUACGUUGCGUCGAACAUGCGCUGUUUGGUGCGGACGCAGAUGCACCUCUCCCUCCCACAGAUGAGGGCAGCGAGGAUUCCUUCGACGACGACUCCUCGGAGGACUCGUCGUUGGUCGUCGGCAUGGACCAUGAUCUAGAUUCCUCGUCAUCUACUGACAUAUCUUCGGGUUUUGAGCCUAUUUUGACACCAGGUGCGGACAUGGAUAAUCAGACGCCGCAACAUCAGAAGAAGGAGCCUGCGAAAGCUGAGGAACCAGCCAAGGCGGCGACGACGCCAUCGUCAGCCCCCAGCAACCUGUCUCUAUCGCCCAUGGAUGUUCUUUCGUCCUUUGCCGAGGUCAAGAUGGCCACCGAUGCCUAUCUGCGCGAGUGGAAACUCGACAACAUCGAAAAGGCCACCCUGGUUGGUAACGGCCGUCUGACUGCCGCCCUUGUUGUUGAGGUCUUCAAUGAGCUUGGCUGUCCCCUGGACGCUGCUGCAGGGCAGCCAGUUGACCGCGUGCCAUUCCUGCCACAACAUGGCCGCCUAGUGGAAGCCGUGUACCAGUUCCUCGAGCGCGACGCCCGCCUCGUCGAUAUCGACCCCGCAAGUGGGCAGCUGACGCGCACCCACGUGCCUGUCCCGUCAAAGCCAAGCAGUGUCAUCUUGGAAGAGCUGCUAACUCAGCACCCCGAGUUUUCUGUGCCAAGCCGCCUGUGCUACUAUGCCUGCAAGCACCUGGCAGGUGUGUUGAGUGGCAAGACAGACGGAAUACGCGUCCUCUUUGGCAGCCCCGAAGGCAGGGAGCGGACGGCAGCCAUGUAUUGCGAGUACACAGUCAACUGCAUGUGCUACGCUCAGAUGCGCGAAGUGAUAAGGAAGGUCUGUGAGCGCGCUGGGGUCCUUCAGAAAGGAGAGACUCUCAAGAUCCUCGAAAUGGGGGCAGGCACUGGGGGUACCACGAGGGUUCUGCUGCCCUUCCUGGCAUCCCUGGGCAUUCCGGUCGAGUACACCUUCACCGACCUUUCCCACUCCAUGGUGGCUAAUGCCCGGCGGCUCUGGGGAAAGGUAUAUCCAUUCAUGCGCUUUUUCACGCAUGAUAUUGAGCUGGCUCCCGAGGAAGGACUGAGAGGGGCUCACAUAGUACUGGCCAGCAACGCUGUUCAUGCCACUCACGACCUCGUCGCUUCUCUGACCAACAUGCGCAAAGCCUUGCGGCCUGAUGGGUUUGUUAUGCUUGUGGAAAUGACAGAGGUUGUACCUUUUGUCGACUUUGUCUUUGGCUUGCUCAAGGGCUGGUGGCUCUUUGAUGACGGGCGUAAGCAUGCCGUCGUGAAUGAAGAACACUGGGAACGAGAAUUCCAUGCGGCCGGCUUUGGCCACGUCGACUGGACCGAUGGCCACCUGCCAGAAGCUGCUUACCAAAAGGUCAUUAUGGCCAUGGCCUCUGGUGACCAGGGAGAGCGGCUCCCGAUGCCAGCGCCCGAAGAAGAUGCCAUGGACAAGGGUGACGUAGCUGCGCGCACGGCUGAGGCAGAGCGGCUGGUGGCUAAGUACUCCAAUGGAUGGGCCUCACCAAGACUACACGCCCUCAACGCACAGCGGGCGCAGACGAGGACCAAAGCAAGCAGUGGCAGGGCGCCCAGCCUCGGCGCCGUGGUCCUGGUAACGGGCACGACGGGUAGCCUGGGUUCACACAUUGUACAGAAGCUGGCCGAGAACCCCACAGUCUUCCAGGUCGUGUGCAUCAACCGCCGCAGCAGCAGCGUGUCCGUCGAGAAGCGCCAGCAAGAUGCCUUCCUGUCCAGGGGAAUCACCUUGGCCCCCGGAGCGCGCGCCAAGCUACGUAUCAUAGAGACGGAUAUAUCCAAGGCGCAACAGCUAGGUCUGCCGCCCCAGGAAUACGCAUGGCUUGUGCAAAACGUCACUCAUAUUGUGCACAAUGCCUGGCCCAUGAGCGCGACACGGCCCAUCGGCGCCUUCGAGUCACAGUUCCAGGCCAUGCGGAACCUGCUGGACCUGGCGCGCGUGGUAGCCACCGCGCGUGCCAACGUCCAAGUCGGCUUCCAGUUCGUCUCGUCUAUUGGUGUGGUCGGUUUCUGCGGCGAGAAGCGCGUGCUCGAGCGCCGCGUCGCCCUCGAGGCCACCCUACCAAGCGGCUACCCCCAGGCAAAAUGGGUGUGCGAGCGCAUGCUCGACGAGACCCUCCACCGGCACCCAGAACUCUUCCGCGCCAUGGUAGUGCGUCCAGGCCAGAUCGCCGGGUCCUCCAAGAGCGGCUACUGGAACCCUACCGAACAUUUCGCCUUCCUGGUCAAGUCGAGCCAGGCCCUGCGCGCCUGGCCCGACCUCGACGGGAUCCUGCAGUGGGUCCCCGUCGACCACUGUGGCGCCAUCGCAGCGGAGCUCGUGCUGAACCCGGACGCCGUCCACCCCGUCUACCACAUCGACAACCCGGUCGGCCAGCCGUGGAAGCUCAUGUCGCCCGUGCUUGCACGCGCGCUCAACAUCCCUGCAGCCAACAUUAUCCCGUUCCAGAGCUGGAUCAAGCGCGUGCGCACGUCCCCACUGACCGAGGCGGAGAACCCAGCGGGGCGGCCAGGCAUGGUCGAGUUUUUGGGCGGCCACUUUGAGCGCAUGUCGUGCGGCGGCCUGAUCCUGGAUGUUGGGAGGGCCAAGGAACAUAGCCUGACUAUGGCCCGCGAGGGGCCGGUCAGUCCUGAACUGGCUGUGAAAUAUAUAGAUGCGUGGAGGGAACUGGGUUUUGUAAAUUAG